This is a messenger RNA of Trichoderma citrinoviride, 321 nucleotides long. RefSeq lists its product as hypothetical. The record is from RefSeq and is a predicted model, not a curated record. The transcript has 3 exons. The coding region runs from base 1 to 321 and encodes 106 amino acids. Lineage: Eukaryota; Fungi; Ascomycota; Sordariomycetes; Hypocreales; Hypocreaceae.
AUGCUGCGCUUGCUUUCAGCGUUCUGGUAUCUGAGUGCUCUUUUCAUGUCAACCUCCUCCCCCGAGUCCAUGAGGAUGCUGGGCAAUCUCCGCAAAAAGUGUGCCGCUCUCCAGGGUUCUCGUGAAUCCUGGGUAUGCCACCGCAAACAAUGCUUCUACUUCGUACAAAGCGCAUACAAGUUCGAGUGCUUUGGCCGUGUUCCAGCGGAUGCUGUGUACGAGCAGAUCCGGUUCAUGGCGCGGGGUGAGUUGACGAUCUGCUUCGUAGCCAUCAAAGUAGUGCACGGAGUCGAUGCGAAGCAUUACUUCGACCAUGGGUGA